ACGUACUUUUGAUGGCCGACGGACAACGACAAAUCACUUUGUUUUCGUUUAAUUUUGUUUGCUAAAACGGGGAAUCCCCCGUAAUUCUAACAUUUAUUAUGAUGCAGCGUGGUUAAAUUUACUAUCCGUAUUUAUUUUACUCCUUCAAUUCUUCACAGCUAUCCUUGAACUUACUCCUGCAACCAAGCUUUUGUUCAAUGAACAAUAAAUCAGAUAUCAAACUAAGUAAAGCGUUGUCUUGGAUUUUGAGACAUGGAGCCGUUAAAGAAGGCCUAACUUUGAGCCCGGAAGGUUACACUCCUGUAGCUAAUCUACUGCAGCACCGGCUAUUCAAGGGCCAAUAUAAGAUUACUGACAUAGAGAGGGUAGUUGAAACAAAUGACAAGCAGAGAUUCAAACUACGAGUGAACCCUCUUACCCAUGCGUUGGAGAUACGAGCCAAUCAGGGCCAUAGCCUCAGUGGUGUCAGCGAAAGACUCACUCCAAUAAUAGAGGCGAAGUACCCGACAGUGGUGCAUGGGACCUACCUCAACAGCUACCAGUCCAUCAAGAAGGAAGGCCUGAGUCGCAUGAGCCGACAACACAUACACUUUGCUAAGGGAACUCCCGGUGACAAGACUGUCAUUAGUGGUCUGAGGAGGGACGCGGAAGUUUUCAUAUAUCUGGACUUGCAGAAAGCAUUGGACGACGGACUCAAGUUCUUUGAGUCGGAAAAUGGAGUUAUUCUGACGGCCGGCAACGAAGACGGAUACAUCCUGCCCAAGUAUUUCCUGAAAGCCACUAGCAACACUGGUUUGACACUCACAUGAGCGAUGGAGCCGCAGCCGCCCCACGAGCCGCGCGCCAUACACCCCGAGCCGUUCGUCCCCCCUCCCGAGCCCCGCGCCCCGCUUCCCGAGCAGCAUGCCCCGCCCCCUGCAACCCUCGCCCCGCCCCCCGAGGCCCGGGAGCCGCGCGGCCCACACCCUGAGCCCCGGGAGC
Molecule: messenger RNA, 981 nt
Organism: Plutella xylostella (diamondback moth)
Lineage: Eukaryota; Metazoa; Arthropoda; Insecta; Lepidoptera; Plutellidae
Product: tRNA 2'-phosphotransferase 1
Biological process (GO): tRNA splicing, via endonucleolytic cleavage and ligation
Molecular function (GO): tRNA 2'-phosphotransferase activity
Source: RefSeq, a predicted model, not a curated record